Messenger RNA from Salvelinus fontinalis (brook trout), 4008 nucleotides. Its product is annotated as dehydrogenase/reductase SDR family member 11-like. Bases 2373 to 3140 code for a protein of 255 amino acids. The record is from RefSeq and is a predicted model, not a curated record. The transcript has 8 exons. Lineage: Eukaryota; Metazoa; Chordata; Actinopteri; Salmoniformes; Salmonidae.
GCAAUUGCUCAAAUAUACUUAAGUAUCAAACGUAAUAGUAUAAAUCCUUUCAAAUUCCUUAUAUUAAGCCAACCAGAUAGCACAAUUUUCUUUGUUUUUUUUAAUUUAUGGAUAGCCAGGAGCAUGCUCCAACACUCAGACAUCAUUUACAAAUGAAGCAUUCGUGUUUCGUGAGUCUGCUAGAUGAGGCAGUAGCAAUGACCAGGGAUUUUCUCUUGAUUGGUGCUUGAAUUGGACCAGGUUUCUGUCCUGCUAAGCAUAAAAAAUGUAGUACUUUUGGGUGUCAGGGAAAAUGUAUGGAGUAAAAAGUAAAUUUUCUUUAGGAAUGUAGUAAAGUAAAAGUAGUCAAAAAUAUAAAUAAACCACAGAUACCCCAAAAAACUACUUAUGUAGUACUUUAAAGUAUUUUUACACCACUGGUAUUUUUCAAUAAGAUCAUCUUUGAGAACUAACAAUCACCAAAAUAAAAACUGGACAGUCAGGGAGAAUCUAAAAUUCCCCAAAUAUGUGGACAACCACCAUUGAUUUUGUUAUAUUGUUUGAGUCACUGAGAUCGCAUAAGAACAUGAUAAAAGCCAUGGCAAAAUGAGUAGAGUUGCAGGAAAUGAGCUUUUUUUAAAAAAAUAUCUUCUCCCCAUGACACGUUUUGUGAAAGUAGUGCGUACAGGGAUGCUAGCUAAUUAGCUCACUAUCACUACCUGAGUGACGCUAGCUAGCUAGCCAAGUGAGCGCGUGAAAUAACAAUUGCUGACUUGGUGUCUAAACCAAGUAACUUGAGGUAGAAACGCAUUGCUAGUUUGAACUUUUCCAGGGGAAUGUAAAAUGGAUGUUGUUUCAAUGAUGGGUGUCUUGUUUUGCACGCUUUGUACAAAAUAAUAAAAUGCAGUACUACAGGAUAUUUCUUAACGUCGCUCUUUAUUAGCUAGCUAUAACUGGCAUGUUCACAUAUCGUCAACCAAUGAUCAAACUGACCAUGACCUAACCAUUUGGGUGGUCUUAACCAAUCAUAGCACAGUAUGAUAUGGCGGUAAAAUGCAUCCAAUUACAAUUCAGUAUGUUUACACAUAUGAACAUUACAUCCCCCUUUUAAAACAAAAUAAAAAUGUUUACAUAUUCUAAGUGUUUCAUUUGAAUACAUGCUCUGUAGUUUGAACUCAAGGUAAGUAACCAUUUAUAUUGCAUACUAUACCAACUGAAUCAACAUAGACUCUGAAACAAUAAUCCAACAUACUGUUACUUUUCAAACAAGGGAUUCUCAGCAACUCAGCUUUCACUGUAGAAAUUACAUCUUAACAUUUCAAACAAAUACAAUACCAAAGCAUUUCAAGUGAACUUUCAAAAACAAGUUAGUCUGGAACUCUUUUAGGGCAGCGAUCCGCCUACACCCUUUGACAUUUCACAGGUCUAGGACAACUCUGGGCUUGACCUCUCUUCCUGACCUUGUGCAAUAUGAUGCUGAGCAUGCUUCUGUGUCAGUCAACAGUUCUUGUGGUGUUGCAGGUAAGUGUGUGUGUGUGUGUGUGUGUGUUUAGUCCAUCACAUUCUCUUUCAGUGGAACAGUUCAUCUCAUCAGUGUGUUGUUCUCUUGUGUUCAGUAGGUGACAACGAUUGCGGCGGUACACCGCUCCUUCUGCGGUGCGGACGUGAAAUGAACGUUCAAUGUCAGCUGGCUGGAUGACGACUGCUGGCUUCCAGAGGCCAUGCUCUUGGAUUCUAACUGACUCUCCGUCGAUCAGUGGUGGCAGUGGUCUAGCUGACCUGUCGUAGUAUCGCUUUUGUUGUUGUUGCCUCUGUGCACGUUUUCCACGCAUUUCCUUGUAGCUGACGACCUCAGGUUGCAGCUGCUGGUUGGUGCUGGGAAGGAUUGAGCGAAGUCUACAGCUCAUCAACAGCUGGGCUGGUGAUUUGAAGUUGUCAACUGGAGCGUUGCGGUAUUCAAGGAGACUGAGGUAGGGGUCUCUCUUGUCUGCUUUUGCUUUAUCCAUGAGGGAUUUAGCAAUCUGCACAGAUUUUUCAGCAAGGCCAUUACUUUGAGGGUAAUGUGGGCUUGUAGUGACAGGGAUACAGUGAGGUAACAUUGGCUCUUUGGUGUUUGAGGGGCGUCGUUCAAGACAUAUUUACCAACAAUGUCCUCUAUUUGUUUGCACAUUCCGGGCCAAAACAAAAUGUUCCGUGCUCUCUGUUUGCACUUUUCCAUGCCCAUGUGUCCAGCAUGGAUCUUUGUCAAAAUCUCUUCUCAGAGACUGGUAGGAAUAAUGAUUUUCUCUCCUUUGAAAAUUAUUCCGUUGAUCUGUGAUAGUUCAUCACGAUGGUUCCAGAAUUCUGAGACGCUCUGAGGGUAUUUUCUCCUCUCCUCAGGCCAUCCAUCCUGUAUGACUUUCCUCAGCUGUGCAAGUUGUGAGUCCUUUUCUGUUUCUGCUUGGAUCUCCUUCAGUUUUGUGUCACUAACUGGUAAGAAACUUGAUGGAGAGCGUGUCUGCGACAGGGAUGUCUUUGCCUGGACGAAGCUGGCAGCCGAGUGCCAGAGCGCGGGCUACAGCGGCACGCUGAUCCCCUAUAAGUGUGACCUGUCCUGUGAGGAGGACAUCCUGUCCAUGUUCUCUGCCAUCAAGACACUGCACCAGGGGGUGGAUGUGUGUAUCAACAACGCAGGCCUAGCCCACAACGAACCUCUGCUCAGUGGCAAGACCGACGGCUGGAGGAACAUGAUCGAUGUGAAUGUCCUGGCCCUGUCUAUUUGUACCCGCGAGGCCUACCAGUCAAUGAAAGAGCGGAAUGUGGACGAUGGCCACAUCAUCAAUAUUAACAGUAUGGGGGGACAUAGAAUGGUACCUAGUGCAGAUGAACACUUCUACUGUGCCACUAAAUAUGCUGUUACUGCUCUAACCGAGGGGCUACGGCAAGAGCUGCGGGAAGCAAAGACUCACAUCAGAGCCACGUGUAUAUCCCCUGGAAUAGUGGAGACUGAGUUUGCCUUCCGGCACCACAACAGUGAUCCAGAGAAAGCAGCUGCUGUGUAUGAGAGUAUAAAAUGUUUGAAAGCACAAGACAUAGCCAGUGCAGUCACAUACGUUCUGGGCACCCCGCCUCACGUCCAGAUCGGAGAAGUGCAGAUGAGGCCGGUGGAACAGGUGUCAUAGCAACCGAGCAGGAAGGAAUCGGCUGAAGGAGCAGAUAGAGCCAUGGUGACGACUCCUUAGCGACCCCUGCCGGGCAACGACGAAAACAAACUAGUAUUCAACUGGAUUUGGAGUGAAGGGAUCUGUUUGUGGAGGUGGCUGUGUGUGUGUGGGGGGGGGGGGGAUCUCUGGAGAGGAGGAGAGGUAGGUACUCUUAACCACUACUGAAUUACUAUGAGUGCUGCAACAUGGUCUUUGGUGUAUUGCUCUUAAGCCACUGCAAACUUAGGAGAGGAGGGUUGUUGCUCCUGUGGUCAUAUAUUCUACCUGACCAUCCUGACAGAGGGAAGAGUAUGCCAUCAAUUGCACAUGAAUGUUUUUUUUGUUUUUGUGAGUCAUAAUACAUAUCUGUUUAAAAUGAUGGAAGACAACACUGCUGUUCAUAAAAUUAUGAUAAUUAUAUAUCUUUUUUUUGUAUAGGUAUUUUAACUUUGAUUAUUGGUAGAUGUGGCUGAUAUACUGUACUCCCUAACCAUAGAUGCUCAAUCCAUUUCUACGGUCUUAUGUUUUUAAUAACAAGCAGAUUUGGUUAUCCUGGUAUUAAGUCUGCUCGUAUGUUUUUCAAAACCCAUGUCAACCAUCACUAAUCAGAAAAUGUCUAUAAGGGACAUUCAAGCAUGAUUACGCAACCCCAUCACUUUGGAGCAAGUGUAUUUCCCCACUCCCAUAUGAUUUAAAUUGUUUUGCACUUUGGAUCCAUUUGGAGGAGUAUAAAGAAAACACUGUCAUCUUGUGUAGAGGAAGUAACUGACUUGUAUACUCUCCCCAAGUGUGUACUUGUAUGAUAUAGUAGAUGUUUAUCAAUAAAAAUGAUUUAGGAAUUGUCAAA